GGGAAAGGGGUGGGGAAGAAAGAUUGCCCUGAGGACACCUCUCUCUUGCAGGACAUGGAGAACAGGCCAGCAGAGACCAACUCAGAGGUGGACAAGUCGGCAUCACCCUCAGUGGCUCAGCUAGCAGGGAAAUUCAAAGAGCAAGCAGCCAAUAUCACUGGAAAAGAGGUACCACCACAUAAGCCAACUCGGAGGAAACCACCAUGCUCCCUUCCAUUGUAUUCCCACAAAACUGAGCCAAGUGACAAUGAUGAGCAAAAGCGGUCUCCAAAUGCUUGCCCCAUUCCCAAGGUCAAGGUGAAAAGCUCCCCCAUGAUUGAAAAGCUGCAGGCCAAUCUGGCUUUUGCUCCAGCUGCUCUGCUGCCGGGAGCAUCUCCCAAAAGCCCUGGUCUGAAAGCCCUGGUUUCUCCGUUCAGCACCCCUCCUUCAACGCCCACCAGCCCAGGGAUUCAGUCCCAGCCCAGCGAAGUAAAUGAGACGCCAGUCAGCUUUGAUCAACCCCCGGAAGGCACUCAACUGCAAUUCUAUAAUAAGGUGCGGACACGGGGAUCGAUAAAGCGCAGGCCUCCCUCCAGGAGGUUCCGAAGAUCUCUGUCCGAGUAUGGAGAUGGGGAAGAUUUAGGGGUCAACACCUCCUCUCCAGAAAAUGGUGCCAAGGAAGAUGGGGAUGAGGUGUUUGGGCCCAAGGGCAAGACAGAGGAGGCAGAAACAGGGAGCAAAGAGCAAAAGAAGCAGACAGGGUCUGAUGAGAAGCCCCCAUCAAGGAGAGGAUCCAGCAGGUCAGAAGAUGAAGAAAAAGGUGAAAAACAGGCAGAGGAAAUGACUCCUUGCAAGAGUAACACAGGGGAUACAAAGAAGGAGGAAGUGUGUCGCAGUGCCCCAGGGGAGGAGAACUCUCCCCAGCCUCCCUGUGGAAACAAGGAGGAGAAGGUGUGCGAGGGUCCCCAGGGAGAAGAGCAGCAAGGCAGUGCCUGUGAACAGGAAAAGGGGGACAAGGAGAAGGAAGAGGCUGAAGCUGAAGCUGAAGCAAAGGAGACCAGUGAGAGCACAGACACACAGAGAACGUCAGACACUGAAGAAACACCACUGGCACCUGAACCGCUGCAGGACGCAGUGGGCUUAGAGACUGUCAGUGAGCCUUCAACAUCAGCCAUGCAGGACCAGGGCACAGCAUAACCGUGACGCACAGGACAUACCCAAUCAGGGCACAGGAGACUUAACGUGAAUAGGAGCCAUCUAACCCAAUCAAGGUGGAAGCUACUGGAAAACCUUCAGCGGUUGCAGGAGAGGAACAGAAUACGGAUAUCCCCCGAGGUCCAGACUCAUCCCAGAGCUGAGUGGCUGCUCACUGGCUCUCUGCUUUGCACCAUCAUAUUUUGGGACAGUCAGAACAAGAGACUGGCUUGCAAUCACUCUGGAGUUCAAAACUGAGGUGUUGGCUGACGUUCCUCGGUGAUAUUCGGGGACUGAGAGACCUGAUACAUGCUGUCCUGGAGCCAACAGCCACCACCAGUCCUGGGCCCUCUGCUCCUUCAUCCUGCUCCAAAGUCUCUUUUUCUUCUCCCCUGCAUUGGUCUUAGAUGAAGUUCAUCAGUUACAUACAUACACAUAUGGUGCCUUUUUCGUAGCUUCUUUUGAAAUAUUUUGGAGUUUCAAAUUUCAGUAAAUAAUGUUUUAACAGUAGGAAAAAGUAUGUUUUCUCCAUAUAUGCUGUAUGGCAGACAAUGUGAACCAUUAAUAUGGGGAAAACUCUUAGGACAUUGUUCAUAAAGCAUAAAAUCCCUUUGAAGUGGGGGUUGAGCUGGCUGAUCUCAGCAAGCCGUGGCAGGCAAUUUUUCUGUGUGCUUCAACUUUGGGGUGUUUUUAGUGCUGGUGGAAAGUAACAACCAACAGAUUUGAUGCACAGAAAAGAUAUGCUGCGUAGGUCAACAGGGCAAGUUUUCUUAGCUAGCUCUGUGCUCCAGUCCAGAUUUAGAAGGGCCGCAUGUCCGUCAGUCUUUCUCACUUCCAGACCCUUAUCCAAUCUUUUGAUUCUCUUUUGAAACUUUCAGUGUGUGGCCACUGAGUGCCACUUGUGAUAGAAAGCAUCCUGGCUUACUGGAAACAGCUGAUUAAUUUUAUGUACAUCAAAGAAGAGGUCUUAGAUGGCUGAGUUUCCAGUCGUAUGGCCUGACUGAAUAUGAAUUGGUGAAGGUCAGAUAGCCAGUCCCUCCUAAGUACUUAGGCAUUGUACUAGAUUUGCAUUCACUCUUGGGGUACUAGUUAAGUCAUGGGUCUAGCAGUUGCUAAGCCAAAAAAGCUUUUACAUCUGGAGAGUAUUUGUUGCCCAUAAGAAAUAAGUUAUCCGGGGAAAGAUAGUUAACAGACCCUCAUCUGACCAGUUUCCUGACAGUAGUGCUUGAAGCUGUGUCUGCAGUACUGAAUAAAAAGCUGCUCUGGCUCAAGGCCAUGGGGCUCACGUCCACAGCGUGAUGUGGAGCUGUGGACAAGUCUGGGCUCAGUGGAGACAGCGAGCCAGACUUGUCAAAAGCUGAGCCAAGGAGUCUGCUAGCUGUUAGGUGGUGUGCACAGUCAGGGGCCAGUGCUUGAACCUGCCGCCAGCCACCUAGUACCCAGCAAAACAGACACAGCUACAGAGACCAAGGGCAGAACCAGCCAGCUCCUCUUCAUCCAUCACAAAGCUCCUCCUAGCAAACGUUAAGCUGAGCAGAGUCGGAGGCUUGGGUUGUCCUUGUCUCUCUGGACAGGCACAAGCAUUUUACACAACACAGCCCACAUUCAUCCUUGAGCGGGCUCUGCAACAGAGCAGUGUUACAAACCCAGUGGUUUUGAGGGAUAUCCCCUUUCUGUUCACCAGCUCUAAAAUUGCGAAGAAAGAAGUGGCUCUGUGCCCUGCCUUUCUUCUUCCCAGGUGAGAGCACUGAGGUGUCAUUUGCUGAGAGCCAGCGGUGUUGACCCUCCUGCAUAGCACGGGCUUGUUGGCAAACACGACCCCUACAUCCUUUUGAGCCAUGUUGUGGAGCAUUGUUGCCUUUGAAUCCAUUUUAAUCUGUUUGUUAGAGCUUGUAUUCCAGGGCAGGCUGCAAUCAUUUGCUGUACCCUGUUUCUUCUCUCAGCAGAGUGUCCCAUCUGGAUGUGAGUGAUUGUGCCUUACUGUAUAUAUAGAUAUAUGUGUGCCUGUUUAGUGAAUGAGUAUGUGUGUCCUGACGAAGGGAAUGGAAAUCGGAGGGAGAAACAGAAGAAAUAAA
This is a messenger RNA of Gymnogyps californianus (California condor), 3248 nucleotides long. It is a transcript of the gene RCSD1, whose product is annotated as RCSD domain containing 1. The coding region runs from base 55 to 1176 and encodes 373 amino acids. Gene Ontology annotation, biological process: skeletal muscle contraction; protein localization to endosome; retrograde transport, endosome to Golgi. Gene Ontology annotation, cellular component: WASH complex; early endosome. The record is from RefSeq and is a predicted model, not a curated record. The transcript has 7 exons. Lineage: Eukaryota; Metazoa; Chordata; Aves; Accipitriformes; Cathartidae. Gene Ontology annotation, molecular function: actin filament binding; retromer complex binding; phosphatidylinositol phosphate binding.